Molecule: messenger RNA, 1878 nt
Organism: Anas platyrhynchos (mallard)
Lineage: Eukaryota; Metazoa; Chordata; Aves; Anseriformes; Anatidae
Gene: UBXN6
Product: UBX domain protein 6
Cellular component (GO): cytoplasm
Molecular function (GO): protein binding
Source: RefSeq, a predicted model, not a curated record
UCCGGCGGAAGCGAGCAGAGCGGGGCGGAAGCGGGCGGGUGAGGCGGCCGGUAGGCUCCCGGCCCGCCGCCGGGGCCCGGCGCCAUGCGGAAAUUCUUCCAGGAGAUCAAAGCCGACCUCAAGUUCAAGAGCGCGGGGCCGGGCCAGAAGCUGUCGGAACCGUCCCGCGCCCCCAAGGAGAAGCCGAAGGCGGAGGCGGCGCCGAGGCCCCGGCAGGGCCCCACGGACGAGGCGCAGAUGGCGGCGGCGGCGGCGCUGGCCCGCAUGGAGCUGAAGGGCAAGGCCAAGCCGCCCUCAUCGCAGGACGCCAUCAGGAACCAGGUGAGAAAGGAGCUCAUGGCUGAGGCAGCUGCGAGUGAGAAAGGAAUCUCCACUGACAAAGAGGACCCAGCAUUCCCUGACACCGAAGCGGCAGCCAGACCCUCGGUUUCAGGGGUCUAUUUCACCUGUCCCUUGACGGGCGCGGUUGUAAGGAGAGACCAGAAAGAGAAGCACCUGCGGGAAGCCAUCCAGCUGUAUUCUUCCACCGACCCCGUGGCCGCCUCCAUCCUGGAGAUUCACACCUUCAACAAGGACCGGGAGAAAGUCCGUGUGGGCGUGGAGACCGUGGCCAAGUACCUGGACAACAUCUACCUCCACCCAGAGGAGGAGAAGUACCGGAAAAUCAAACUGCAGAACAAAGUGUUCCAGGAAAGGAUAAACUGCCUGGAAGGGGCACACAACUUUUUCCAGGCUGUUGGGUUUGAGACGAGAACGCUGCCUGUUCCGGGACAAGAGGCCACAGAGGAGUACUACGUGCUGAAGGAAGAGAUGCUGACCCGGUUGGAAGACCUCAAGGACUACAAAGAGCAACUUCUGAGCUCGGAGCCGGUGCGGCCACAGCUGGAUCGCCAGCUCUGCGUCUUUAAACCCUCGCCUGAGGCUGCUCGCUUUGAGCUGCCGGAUGAUUUCUUCAACCUCACUGCAGAGGAGAUAAAGCGCGAGCAGCGGCUCCGGACAGAGGCGGUGGAGAAGGCUGCGAUGCUGAGGACACGAGCCAUGCGAGAGAAAGAAGAGCAAAGGGAAAUGCGGAAGUACAACUACACCCUGCUGCGGGUCAGGUUUCCUGACGGAUACAUCCUGCAAGGGACUUUUUAUGCAAGAGAACCCGUAUCUGUGCUCUACAGCUUUGUGAGAGAAGCCCUCAGAGAUGACUGGCUGCCCUUUGAGCUCCUGGGACCUGGAGGUCUCAAAGUGACUGACGAGAACUUGGCCUUCAAUGAGUGUGGGCUGGUGCCCUCGGCCCUCCUGACCCUGGUGUGGGACACAGCGGUCAUGUCGGACAUCCAGGCAUCAGGCCAGGAGCAGCCAGCGAGCCCCCUGAAGCCAGAACUUCUCUCUAGGGUCCAGACACUGUCUUGAAAUAAAGGGGAAUGGAUGCAGUGACAGUGGCUUCAGCCUGUUCCCUUCUGUUCCCAUACAGACUGGUGGAGCUUCCAGCUGUGCGACCUCCGAACUGGCUGGGGUUUAGCUCUGCAGAGUGGGAGGCUAGAGAUUGCGCCAGUUUACCCAACCUUGCAGUCACCUUCCCAGCUCAGUAACCAAACACUAAGGCAGUCGUGCCCAGUAAAACACUUCCAGGACUGCUCUUGGUGGCUUUAGAGACCAAAUUCCAGCCGUGACUGCUCGAGGUGGUUCCCAGAUGAAGCACCACUUCCCUCCCUUGGUGGAGGGAGCAGGGGUGGAUACGAGGCUGGAUCCCAACUGAGCGAGCCUGGCGCUGGGCCUGGGCUUAGGCUUCAGCUUUUCCUUUUGCUUCUGUGUGCACUGUAACUCCUAUUGGAGAGAGUAUAUUUAGAUAAAAGUUGUUUAGCCUAAUUAAAUGGAAUAUUUAAAGAC